Alternaria ethzedia is the source of this 297-nucleotide messenger RNA. RefSeq lists its product as uncharacterized. The record is from RefSeq and is a predicted model, not a curated record. The coding region runs from base 1 to 297 and encodes 98 amino acids. Lineage: Eukaryota; Fungi; Ascomycota; Dothideomycetes; Pleosporales; Pleosporaceae. The transcript is spliced from 3 exons.
AUGGCGGCACCAGAGAGUUACGUUCAGAAGCUUCAGCACUACUGCGCCACGAACCAGAUCGCCCAACCUCAGUUCCAAGAUUACAGCGACCCACGAGGUAUACGGACAGCCUGGUCCAGCAGUGUCUUCGUACACGGUCGCGAAUACCGAGCCCACCUCUGGCGAGACUACCGCUACCUCGAACAGUCCCGAGAAGAAGCCGCCGAAGUCGCUUGGAAAGCACUCAACUCCGCUCCUCCUCCUACGAGCACCGUGGUCCAGCCGCAAUACACCCGUGCCUACACGACAUCUCGAUAA